ACGAAGUCGAUGAAAAGACCCAAAAGAAAGUCUUAACGUUAGAAGUACCUUAUCUGGAAUAAUGACCUCUCAGCGGAGCAUAGUGAACCUUUCAAAUUUCUUCAUCUACAAUACAAAUAUAAAAUGUAGAGAAGGAGAGGAACAUAAAAAAAUUAUGUUUUAUCAUCCAUCCAACAUUCCUCUGGAUAUGCAAACAAGGCAUAUAGGACUGUGUAUGGGAGUCAUCAUGUUCACAGAGACAUUUGAUCCAGAUAAACCUUGUCAUUCAAUGCACACACAGAAAACCAGACAAUUAUACCUCCAUCCAGAAGAGGAUUUCUGGGUUAUUAUGACAGUGACCAUACCCUUCACAGAGAAGGUGAAAGAUGGGAAAACAUUCCAUGAAUACCAUGAAGAUGACGUACAAGACAGUGUCUAUCUUGCAGUGCUCAAACAUGCUUAUCACUUCUUCAAGUUGUUCAUGGGUACUUUCAGUGACAUCAUGAAUCAACACGGCCUAGAGGAGCUCAAACAGAGACUAAGUCACUUCUUCUCAAGGUAUCUUUCCAAUUUGCGGUUAUCAACCAGUGACAUUCUUGAGGUUCACAAUGGAAUCCAGUUUCUACCGUUAGAUAAGAACACCUAUCUUCGGAUUCAGUGCUUUAUCAAUCUGGUAGAGGCAUCCUUCACACAGAUCAAGUACACUGCAUUCCUCUACAACAACCAGUUAGUCUGGAGUGGUCUAGAGCAAGAUGAUAUGAGAGUUCUGUAUAAAUACCUCACAACUAGUCACUUCCCAUCUUCCUUAGACACAGAGCUAAAAGAAACUCCAAAGUCUUCCUCUGCAAAUCACUAUGGAAAGUUUGUAAUGGGUCCUCAGAACUUAUCAGAUCCGUCAUCGUCUGAGAACAAGGUUCCUAAACUUCAUAUUACAAAAGACGACCAUACAGAAGAACUAUUCCUUAUAGUUUACCGGGCAAUGAGUGCAACAAUAUGUUUGAUGGUUGAAGGUUCUCAACUUCCUGCUCAUGAAUGGUAUCAGAAUGUAGAUAGUUCACUAGGACCACAACUCAGCAGUCUGGCAUCAGAUAUAGGAGAACAGUAUGCAAAUAGGAGAACAAGUUCGUCAGGACAAGAAUUCAAGUUUGUCUACUUUAAUCAGAUGAACCUGGCUCAGAAGACAACCGUCCAUGAUCGCAAGACGUUAGUAGCUAACAUCAAUCCAGAGACUCUCAGGCUAAUAGCAGACAUCAACGCAGACUUUGAAAAGUCUGAGGAGGGAGGCGAGACAUUGAUGAGGACCAUGUCAGAUUGUUGGGUUGUCGGUAAGAAGUCGGACCAAAGGGAAUUCUAUGUAGUCAUUAACCAGAAGAACUCAAAUCUUAUAGAAAUCAAUGAGGAGGUGAAGAGGCUAUGCAGUAGUCAUUUCUCAAAUAUCUUCUUCUUGGACUGAAUAUUUCUAGAAGAUCAUAUUGACGAGAAACGAUAGCCGGUACUCAGUGGCAGUAUAUAUGUGCAAUGGCAGUUUAAGUCUCAGUGAAUGUGGUGAUAGUAAAAAGGAUUUUUAAAGGGUUGAAUUAAUUUCGUCGAAGGUAGAAGAAGUUUGCUUCUCACAGACUGAGAGGCAUACCGAAUGUCUUCCUAGUGUAUAGACAACAAUACCUGAGCAUUUUGGACAAAAUAAAAGUCAUUAUCUCAAAAGACGACAAAUGAUGGAAGUUAGGUAUACAUAGUGACUGAGAGCAUCCAGUAGUAGACCGCGUAGCUGCAGGUGGGUGUUUUGUAAAGGUGUUCGUAAAGUUAUGCACAACUUUACGAGCAACUGGAACAUGUGCUAUAAUGCAGAGUCAGCUACCUAGUAAUAUAUCAUUUAGCACAAGGAAAGAUCACCAAUUGUGCAUAAAGUCACUCUUAACUUAGGAAGAGCUUUAUGAAACAGCCCCAGAUCCAGUGCAGCGGCAUGCUACACAGAAACCAUGGUUCCAAAAUAAUUCUUAAACAUGUGGUGGUACCCUUCUUUCAAAACCAUAGAUAUGGUGAAUGAAUGACCACUUAGCGUACGAAGCUCUGGGCAUUCUUGUCUGGCCUAAAGGAUUGCAAUUACGAUUGAAUGAGAAGCUGAAUCAGUGAGUUUGAAAUGGAAUCCUAUACAAAGUUACCAACUGCCUGUAAAGGUUGUACACAAAACUUAUCUCUGUGGAUCACUCUGGUGUCAUCCUUCAUGAAAGCAAUUUUGGUGCCAUAAAUUUUCUUAGCAUAUAUGAAUAUUCAUGUUUAUUCUUUUUCCUCUGGUUAUUAAUGCACUAUUAGAUUGCAUAUUUCAGUUUCAUAUUGUCAAAUUUACAUUGAAAUAAGAAGAAACCCCACAGGAUUGGAUGGAAGCUUGACUGCUGAAAUUACAGGUUGUUAGAAA
Molecule: messenger RNA, 2392 nt
Organism: Lytechinus variegatus (green sea urchin)
Lineage: Eukaryota; Metazoa; Echinodermata; Echinoidea; Temnopleuroida; Toxopneustidae
Gene: ccz1b
Product: vacuolar fusion protein CCZ1 homolog
Exons: 14
Coding region: 62-1432 (456 amino acids)
Biological process (GO): vesicle-mediated transport
Cellular component (GO): Mon1-Ccz1 complex; intracellular membrane-bounded organelle
Source: RefSeq, a predicted model, not a curated record